Messenger RNA from Westerdykella ornata, 2742 nucleotides. RefSeq lists its product as uncharacterized. The transcript has 6 exons. Gene Ontology annotation, molecular function: ATP binding; ATP-dependent chromatin remodeler activity. Lineage: Eukaryota; Fungi; Ascomycota; Dothideomycetes; Pleosporales; Sporormiaceae. The record is from RefSeq and is a predicted model, not a curated record. Bases 1 to 2742 code for a protein of 913 amino acids.
AUGGAAGAGGAUCAAAUGUCCGGCUCGUGGCCUAACUGGGGGCCGCCAAGCGACUCUCUCACAGCAACUGAGAAUCUGUCCGCAGUGGACGAUGUUCUUACUGUCCAGCACGUUCAAGGAACCGAUGUGCUCAUGCUUUCGGAAACCUUCACAUCAAACGAAGGCGCCGAAGUCGACCGAUGGAUUGGCAACCCAUCAGACCUCGUGUGCUUUGGGAUGAUCCCUCUCAUCCCUGGCAAAUGUGAGCGAAAGAACACAACUGUAGAAGCGUUUGCUGUGAACUUUGAAGGGUCCGACCGAUUCAUUUCCACCGAUGCACGCCGCGGCAGAGUGAUCUCUACACAUUAUGGGCAUAUGAUUCAAGGUCUCCUUGACGAGACUGUACUGGUGCUACACACCGAAUGUGUGUUAGACGACAAGCAAGCUGUUCCUGGCCGCAAGACUUCUAUAAUAAAUUGGCAGGCGCCUUGCUUUCUUAGCAUCACGGUCUACGGGCCUCUCGAGCUGUAUGACGAUAUAGGCGUCUGGUUACAAGAGUACGAUAUCUACCUCCAAGAUCCUCAAAGGUGCCAUUUGAACGUCAGAUAUUGCAACCCGCACCGACUGUCAUCAGAAGGCUUGCACUCCAUACCAAUGCUCUCGGAGAUGGUCUUUGGAGCGUCUUUAUCCCUCCAUCUGCAGGACGUCGUGGACCGCCCCGAUCCACUGGAUAUCCUCAGUCGCCAAGACGACCUGGAUGAAACACCACAACCCCAACUGGUGGAAACUACACUUUGCAAACACCAAAAGCAAGCUUUGACCUUUAUGAGACGUCGGGAGAGGGGAUGGGAUUUGGAGGGAAACGGGAGUGAUAUUUGGGGGGUCACAGAAGCAAUAGAUGGGCAAUACUUUAUCAACAGAGUUUCAGAGGACUACCAGCCAACUCCGCCAGCGCACUUCGCAGGUGGAAUAAUCGCUGACCCCAUGGGUUUGGGUAAGACUCUAACGAUGCUGGCGCUCAUUGCAACCGAUUUGGAAACCUCUGACACCACGCCUCUCUUGGAUCGAAAUGAUAGUCACCAGCGGCCAGUACAAGCGACACUAGUGGUAGUACCGCAGCCCUUGUUAGGGACUUGGGAGCGUGAGUUGUCGACUCACUUCGUACCCGACAGCGUCCGUUUUCGUCGGCAUCACGGCAGGUCAAAAGUGGCUGACGUCGGCGACAUCGAUGCCGCCCAUGUUAUUCUCACAACAUAUCAUACCCUAUCUGCGGAUUACAAAGUACACAGGCAAAUGGCCGGUCAUGUUAUGUUCUCAGUACGGUGGAAACGAAUCAUAUUGGACGAGGCUCAUGUUAUUCGAAACAUGAAAUCUCUCCUCUCCCACGCAAUUUGUGCGCUUCACGCGACUUCUCGGUGGGCAGUAACUGGAACGCCGAUUCAAAAUCAUCUCAGCGACCUCGCAGCUCUACUUAAGUUUAUUCGGGCUCAUCCCUACGAUGACACGAAAAAGUUCGAUGCCGACAUAUCGCGACUAUGGAAGUCAAACGAUCCAGAGGAAGCAGUGAAACGCCUCAAACGCCUUGCACACUGCCUCAUCCUUCGGCGAGCCAAACGCACAAUUGACUUACCUCCUCGUCGGGAUACAACCUGUCCUGUAGAUUUCAACACAGCUGAGAGAACACUGUACGAGAACGUGCGCCAACAAACCCUGAGAAAGGCGGAAGACGCCCUUCUCCAUUCGGAUCUAUCUUCCUCGGGGAUCUUCGUCAACUUCUUACAGCAGAUAGAAUCAAUGAGGCUGGUUUGUAAUCUUGGUAUCUUCUACCAUAACAGGCAUGAGCAGCCCAGCUCGCACGAAUCGUCGGAAUGGACAAGCAUGGCGCAAGAAACGUUUAACGUUCACCGUGAGAUGGAAAUCAUCGCGUGCGCGCAAUGCCGUUCCAUUCUCGAACUCGGAAACGCCUUUACGGACGAUUCGUCUUCCCACAAUCCGCACUUCUCCCGCUGUCUCCAGUAUACAUGCCCCGACUGUUCACACAAAACGCGCCUAGCAGGACACCGCCUGGUCUGCGGCCAUACCCCUCGGUGCCCAGUGGCACCAAUCUCCCUCACGAGUGAUUCAAUCGAGGAGAGUAUCGGCGGCUUGAUGCAUCCAACGCAGACUUCACCUCCUGAGUUGCCAUCCAAAGUCAGGGCAUUGAUUGCUGAUCUCAAAUCAUUGGCCCCGGACAUCAAAAGUAUAGUAUUCUCAACCUGGAGAUUGACACUCGACCUUGUCGAAACAGGACUGGCACAGCCCGAUGCGCGCAUACGCUACGUUCGCUUUGAUGGAAAAGUGCCUCAAGCUCAGCGUCAGAGUGUUUUAGAUCAAUUCAAAUCUGAUCCCAACAUCCGCGUUAUGCUCCUGACGCUAUCAUGUGGUGCGGUCGGCCGGAAAUCGGCUCCUGAUACUCAGAUUUGCCGUCUGGAAGCUAAUCUAUGUUGUGACAGACUCACUUUGACUGAAGCCUCGCGCGCGUAUCUUAUGGAACCACACUGGAAUCCGACUAUCGAGGACCAAGCCCUGGCGCGCAUUCACCGGAUUGGACAGACACGCGAAGUAACGACUAUUCGAUUCUACAUUCGAGAUUCAUUCGAAGAGCGGGUGAGGGAAGUUCAAGAGUCGAAGAAGAAUCUUGCCGGUGUAUUGCUUUCAGGGCAUGAUGGCGGCCAAGCGGACGACAGUCUGAGUGCAUUGCAGGUUCGCACAGUCUAUCCUUGA